This is a messenger RNA of Camellia sinensis, 1508 nucleotides long. Lineage: Eukaryota; Viridiplantae; Streptophyta; Magnoliopsida; Ericales; Theaceae. The record is from RefSeq and is a predicted model, not a curated record.
CAGUUUCUAAGGACAACAAAUUCAAAGCCUUGGAGGAGGACCCAGUUAAUUCUGAGACUUCCCAAAGGGGCAGGGAAACUAACAGAUCGGGUUCUUCGAAAGAGCAAAGCUAGCCCAUUAAGGUGCCAAGCCCAACCCAACCCAAUGACCCUAAAGGCAAAGAGAAGGUAGGGUUCAACCCCUCCCAACCAAUGGAUUCCACUGCACACUUUCUACAUCACACUUCACCGCAAAAUCUUGAAGUCAGUACACCAUAUCUUCCUAUCGAAGCCAGGGCAAAUCCCCCUCACUGUGAUCAAGCUUUGGUCUCUUCAUCCUCUGCAAACACACUAUCCAUUCCGAGUCCAUCUGACACCCCCUUUCCAAGGUCUAUAGAUCUAGCUAUGGUCGAAGCUAUACCCUCCCCAACCCCCUCUGUUACCCCAUUCACAACUCACACCCUACUUCACAACCCGUCGGAGCUUCAAGAAAAAGCUAGUGACCCACCUGAUCCGGAAGAAGCUCAACAUGGACCAGGAGCCGACUGAACAGAUGACCGAGGUGGAAGACCACCAGAAUCAGACCAGUGCAGUGGCCCUGUUAUUAGGACCAGAGACAGAAGUUGCUCACCUAGUCGCUUUCGCUUGGUGGAUAGAACAGAUUCGCAUGACAAUCGUGCUAAGUUGGGAGGGGCUCAACCCACAACCAGUCCACUCGAUUCAGAUGGCCUCAAUGAGGUCAGAAGUAGACGAUCGGCGGCGGAUUCGCAGCAUCGUUAAAGAUCUGGUGUCUGACUCCCCUCUAACUUACCCAUCUAUGGAUUUGCUAUGUCUUUUAUUCUGGAAUUGUCAGGGAGCUGGCAACAACAAUUUCAAGCGCAACCUCAAUGACAUUAUUAGAACCCACAAGCCUGAAAUUCUAGUUCUGUUGGAAACUAAGGUUCCUUUCAGUAAAAUGGGCAAUUUCUUCAAUCGAUUGGGCUUCACAGCCUCAACUAUUGUUGACCCUGUUGGUCGUGUGGAGGGGAUAUGGAUUGUAUGGGAUACAAGCCAAGUUACUGUGCGUGCAUCCUCUGCCACUUCUCAAGCCAUCCAUGCGACUAUCCAUAAAGCUGACUAUGAUGAAUGGGUCUUAGCUGCUGUGUAUGCUAGCCCUUCUCCUGUUAUGAGAGACCAGCUCUGGGAUAAUCUAGAAGAUGUGGCUGGCACUAUGGGGAAGCCUUGGUUAGUCGCAGGGGACUUCAAUGAUUUUGCUACUCAGGGAGAAAGAAGGAGCUUCACCUCCAGAAAUUCUACUGUCCGAAAUCAGAAAUUCCUAGACAGAGUCAACAAUUGCAACUUAAUGGAUCUGGGGAGUUCUGGUCCUAGUAUGACAUGGACUAAUAACCGAAAAGGGCUUGCCAACACAAUGGAACGCCUAGAUAGGGCUAUGUGCAACUCGGAAUGGAGAACCAUGUUCCCAGAGGCCACUGUCCGAAUCCUCCCCAGAACAUACUCAGACCAUUCCCCCCUUCUGGUUUACACUCAAGG